Molecule: messenger RNA, 781 nt
Organism: Quercus robur (English oak)
Lineage: Eukaryota; Viridiplantae; Streptophyta; Magnoliopsida; Fagales; Fagaceae
Exons: 2
Coding region: 36-725 (229 amino acids)
Source: RefSeq, a predicted model, not a curated record
AAGCCUUUGUGUAGUGUUUGUUAAUAAUUCGGUCGAUGAUCAAUAAUAUCAACAGUACUGGAGGAGGGCCAUGCACGGCCCCCAUGCAAGGUGGUGGUAGCGGGAACGGUACCGGCAACCCUCCGGCGUUGCGGAAGGUAAUGGUGGUGGCAGAGCCAAACCGUGAGUCUGUAGUUGCAUUGCAAUAUGCUCUUUCACAUGUAUUGUUUGAGCAAGAUGAAUUGAUUCUUCUUCACGUUGAGAAUCAAAACCCAUCAUGGAAAUACACAUUCUCUACGUUUCUUAAAAGGCCUAGUGUAGGCUCAUCAUCCUCAUCAUCUUCUUCAUCCUCAAACAUGGGAUCCUCGGAAGGAGGUGGAUCAUGUGGAGCUGUGCCUGUGGAUGUGGAUUUUCUUGAAGAAAUGAAGAGUGCAUGUAAGGUUGCUCAUCCUAAAGUUAGAGUCCGUGUAGAGAGGGUGGAAAUGGAAGGCAAGGACAAGGCAAAUACUAUUCUUUUCCAAAGCCACCAACUUGGGAUCGAUGUCAUAGUUAUAGGGCAGCGCCGGAGUCUUUCAACAGCAAUAUUAGGACAUAAGCGGCCUCUUAGAGGAACAAAAGUGGUAGACACGGCAGAGUACCUGAUCGAGAAUAGCAAGUGCACCUGUGUUGCAGUGCAGAAAAAGGGCCAAAAUGCAGGCUUUCUUCUCAAUACAAAAACCCACAGGAAUUUCUGGCUCCUGGCGUAAGCACUCAAAUCUAUUCAAGAGUCGCUCGCACUUCUUCAAGUUCUCUGUAUGGCAGA